Messenger RNA from Lactuca saligna, 1305 nucleotides. Lineage: Eukaryota; Viridiplantae; Streptophyta; Magnoliopsida; Asterales; Asteraceae. The record is from the annotation of a GenBank genome assembly.
AUGACCCGAUUUCAAGGCUUUCACAACCGAGAAUUUUUCCCCCAAAAAUUUCCUGAUGUCGCGACACUUCAAUCCCUUCACGUUUACGAUGGGGUUCGCACCCUUUUUGCCAAGAUUGGGUGGGAAAAACUUUUGAAUCUUCAUGCUCCUAGUUCAGCUCUCCUCACUCGAGAGUUUUUAGCCACUAUGUCUGGUUUUACCAAAUCUGGGUAUUUUAUCUUUCGUGUCAUGAACACAACUCAUGAGUUGCACAUUGAUGAUCUAUGUAAUAUGGUUCAUGCCCCUAUUGAUGGGACUUAUGGUCCUAAUAUGUCACCCCACAAAUUUAACCAACCUUUUGAACCAACAAGUUUUUGGAGAGCUAUUACCAGGUUGAAUGAUUAUAACCCUUCUCUUUCUAAACAAUCACAAAUCAUUCACCUGGUUUUGAAAAUGACACUUCGACUUAUUUGUAUUAUUCUUUUCCCACAAGAGGACAAGAGUAAGGCUGGCAAAAAAGAGCUUGAACUACUUUGGUGCAUGGUUAGUCGAAACCGGAAACCCCAUCUUGGGGCGUUGCUUAUGUGGAAACUAUUGAAAACGACUCGUAGCACUAUUGGUCAAAUUCAUUGUUGUGGAUUGGUGUCGUUGCUAGCGAGUGUCGUUCACCAACAAGUUCCUGUGGGUUUCCCAUUUUUUCGAGGUGAAACGCGCUUGACUUUGGGUAAUUUGAAAUCGACGAACGUGUUUCGAUCAAGUGCGCAGGGUUAUGUUUGGAUGCGGGAGAGGUCUAGAUAUCUUAUAGUAUCUGAACCUGUCAUGCUUACUCUUAGUGACCCACCUGAGACCACUGUUUGGGUUCUUCCUUCGAAUAUUGCACAAGUAGUUGUUGAGUACGAAAUUCAGCCGUGGUGCCGACGUCGUGCCCAGAUGAUCAAAUCACCAACCUCACCCAACCCUGACGUCCCAUCUUCUUCUCAUCAACCUUUUCCAGACCGCGAUCAAGAUUUUCAUCAACCACAACAGGCUGAACUUCAUGAGCACUCUGAACAACCUGAUCCCAACCCACAACAAGCUGAACUUCAUGAGCAUUGUGAACAGACUAAUCUCAACCCACAACAGGUUGAACUUCAUGAGCAUUGUGAACAACUGGAUCCCAACCCACAACAAGCUGAACUUCAUGAGCAUUGUGAACAGACUGAUCCUAACCCACAACCUAACCCACAACAGACUGAACUUCACGAGUAUUGUAAACGAGUGGAUCCCAGCCCACAACAAGCUGAACUUCAUGAGCAUUGUGAACAAACUGACCCCAAUCCACACUAG